UCAGCCAGAACCUGUGAGGUUUGCUGCUAUUGUCUCAGAUACCAGCCACACUCGCUCUUCUCCUGCUUUGCUACACAUACAAUGUCAUCCCGUAGUUCUUCCUCAACUUUCAGAUCCGAGUGUUAUAGCAACUAUAGCCGGCGAUCGUCGGGUGACCCCUGUUUCGAUCAAUACAUAGAUGCAGCACGGAACAUAUUCGAGGAAGAAAUGGAAAAAUCCUCCUUCGGGAAUGGCCAUUUUGCAAGGCCUAGGAAUGAAUCCUUUGGAUACGCAGCUCCAGUAUCUGGGCAUCCAGGAAGCCUUGGAAAUGUCAGAACUAUUGGGGAUACUUACCAAGUUACAGCUGAUGUCAGUCAGUUUGAUCCGGAAGAGAUCGUUGUCACCAUGUACAACUACCACAUAGUCAUCAAAGCAGAAAAGAUGGCUGAAGAUGGGACUGUCAUAAAUACCUUCACUCAUAAGUGUCAGCUCCCUGAAGACAUGGACCCUCUAUCUGUGAGCUGCUCACGGACAGAUGUUGGUAUUCUGACAAUCAAUGUAAGAAGGAGCCGAUUGAAACCAGCAGAAUCUCCACAACCGGUUUAUCGGAGUGAAGUUCAGUUAUAGAUGUAUUAACUCAUACUGGUUCAGUAAUGUUGCCUAAAAAUACAUGAACAUUUCUGUACAACCUUUGCAUUUUCUUUUAACUUUAGAGUUAUUGUAAAGGUCCUAAUUGUGUAGACAAUUCACAGGCUGCUUGACAUUUGGGGGGAAAUACUGAAUUACUUCAAAAAUAUCAUGCAGAAAUAAUUUAAUUUUCUACUAAAUCAAACCAAAUUUGUACAAAUUCACAUUUUGCAGAAAUAUAUAAAGCUGCAUAACAAGUACUAGGCUAAAUUUCAAACUCUUAGGUAAUAUUAAACAUUAUUGCUACUACAGCGCUUAUAAAAUAUUUCAUUUUAUGUUUUCUGCUACUUGUACUGGUCUGCAAUAUAUGUUUAGCUCUAAACUCCUGCUGUUUUUAUUGCAGUUUGAGCUAAAGGACAAAUAAAUUCCAACUUCAACAAAUUUCAGAAAUUCCAAAACUAACUUGACACAACCUGUUCUGGUAUCUGUCCCCCACUUAUCCUUUGCUACAUCGACGACUGCAUUGGUGCUGCUUCCUGCACGCAUGCUGAGCUCGUUGACUUCAUUAACUUUGCCUCCAACUUUCGUCCUGCCCUCAAGUUUACCUGGUCCAUUUCCGACACCUCCCUCCCCUUUCUAGAUCUUUCUGUCUCUAUCUCUGGAGACAGCUUAUCUACUGAUGUUCACUAUAAGCCUACUGACUGUAACAGCUUAGAAGAGGACUAUUCCUCUUCUCACCUUGUCUCUUGCAAAACCGCCAUCCCCUUCUCGCAAUUCCUCUGUCUCUGCCGCAUCUGCUCUCUGGAUGAGGCUUUUCAUUCCAGGACGAGGGAGAUGUCCUCCUUUUUUAAAGAAAGGGGCUUCCCUUCCUCCACCAUCAACUCUGCUCUCAAAUGCAGCUCCCCCAUUUCACGCACAUCUGCUCUCACUCCAUCCUCCCGCCACCCCAGUAGGAAUAGGGUUCCCUACCACCCCACCAGCCUCCAGGUCCAACAUAUAAUUCUCCGUAACUUCCGCCACGCCCAAUGGGAUCCCACCACUAAGCACAUCUUUCCCUCCCCCGACUCUCUGCUUUCUGCAGGGAUCGCUCCCUACGCGACUCCCUUGUCCAUUCGUCGCCCCCAUCCAUCUCCACUGAUCUCCCUCCUGGCACUUAUCCUUGUAAGCCAAACAAGUGCUACACAUGCCCUUACACUUCCUCCCUCACCACCAUUCAGGGCCCCAGACAGUCCUUCCAGGUGAGGCGACACUUCACCUGUGAGCCGGCUGGGGUGAUAUACUGUGUCCGGUGCUCCCGAUGUGGCCUUCUAUAUAUUGGCGAGACCCGACACAGACUGGGAGAUCGCUUCGCUGAACACCUACGCUCUGUCCGCCAGAGAAAGUAGGAUCUCCCAGUGGCCACACAUUUUAAUUCCACGUCCCAUUCCCAUUCUGAUAUGUCUAUCCACGGCCUCCUCUACUGUAAAGAUGAAGCCACACUCAGGUUGGAAGAACAACACCUUAUAUUCCGUUUGGGUAGCCUCCAACCUGAUGGCAUGAUCGUUGACUUCUCAAACUUCCACUAAUGUCCCAUCUCCCCCUCGUACCCCACCUGUUAUUUAUUUAUAUACACACAUUCUUUCUCUCUCUCUCCUUUUUCUCCCUCUGUCCCUCUCACUAUACUCCUUGCCCAUCCUCUGGGUUUCCCCCCACUCCCCCUUUUCUUUCUCCCUGGGCCUCCUGUCCCAUAAUCCCCUCGUAUCCCUUUUGCCAAUCACCUGCCCAGCUCUUUGCUCCAUCCCUCCCCCUCCUGUCUUAUAUCAUUUUGGAUCUCCACCUCCCCCUCCCACUUUCAAAUCUCUUACUAGCUCUUCCUUCAGUUAGUCCUGACGAAGGGUCUCAGCCCAAAAUGUCAACUGUACCUCUUCCUAGAGAUGCUGCCUAGCCUGCUGCUUUCACCAGCAACUUUGAUGUGUGUUGCUUGAAUUUCCAGCAUCUGCAGAAUUCUUCAUGUUUGCAUUUCCUACAGUCGCUUCUGUAUUCAAGCAACAAGGAGAAGGACAGCUCCUGACUUCCUAGAUGCUUUCAGAAAAAUAAUCAUGUAAACAUGAAAAUAUCCAGAGAACCAGUUAAACCUCAAAAUACAUCAGGGUAGGAUGCAACGCUCUCUAAUUGCUGAUGACUUGCACAAUAAAUCAUAGUAAAUUGCUGUGGCUCCUUCCCCCUUCUGCUAUUUCUUUACCAAUCUUGCCGGGAAAACUAGUAAAAGUUGUCCAGGAUGUGGCAAUCUCUGGUUCCUCUCAGAACAUUUCCACAGCUCUGAGUUGAACCGGGAAACUACUGAAGUAAGAAGCAGAAUAUACUUUCUAGCACAGACAGCCCAUCCCAUGAUGGUGCCCCCAUGACUGACCUCCACCUUGACCAGGUUAAUUUUCAAGCUCCCUGCAAUGAGGCUCAAAGUCCUCUAAUCACCCAGAGGCUUGAUCUCCCAGUACUUGACCAUCCUUUCUUCCAGGUCUAUGAUCUUCCUAUAAUGAGUUCCUGAAUCCACAACGCUGCUGAUAGAUCUCUCAGACUCCAACUUUUACCCUCUCCUUGCCCUCAUGCUGAUCAUUGGCCACCUCAUCCUACCCUCAACCCAAUUACAUCCUGUGACCCAAUGGCCGACCUUUACUGUUUCAUUUCCAGAUCCCAGCUACUUAGUUGUCCAUCAAACUCCUUGGUUUGCAAAUUACUUUGAGUCAAUCACAAGGGAUAAGAACUACAUGAGAAAAAUCGUUUUAUUAAUACCACUUCUUUAAAAGUCCCAGAUCUCAGCAGCUCAGUAAUUAACAGCAAAAUAGUACAUUCUGUGCCAGUGUACCGCCUUGGAUCCAAUGACAUUCCUCACUACCAAAGAUCACUUGUUCAAAUUACCAUCA
Molecule: messenger RNA, 3506 nt
Organism: Mobula hypostoma (lesser devil ray)
Lineage: Eukaryota; Metazoa; Chordata; Chondrichthyes; Myliobatiformes; Myliobatidae
Product: heat shock protein beta-7-like
Exons: 3
Coding region: 82-606 (174 amino acids)
Cellular component (GO): nucleus; cytoplasm
Source: RefSeq, a predicted model, not a curated record